GUUUUAGCUUCUGAAUUUCUCAGAUCGGGAUGAAGAGAUUGCGAACAUGACCAAAACAUUUGAAUGGUUUUUCCUGCCAGUUUUUAAUGUUGACGGUUACGAGUUCACUCACAAGGAGGACCGUCUAUGGCGAAAAAAUCGCCGUGUGUUUGAUUCUUCCUUACCUGCAGAUUGUAUUGGUGUGGACCUGAACAGGAACUUUAAUAACAGUAAGUGGGGUUCUGACCUAAAUUCACAUGACACAUGCAGCGAACAAUUUUCCGGAGAAAGUCCCUUCUCUGAAAUAGAGUCCUUCAACGUCGCCACAUAUCUCACUGAUCGAAGAUCCGACUUGAUAGCAUUCUUCGAUUUUCAUAGUUAUGGGCAGCUGUGGAUGUCACCAUGGGGAUGGAGAGAAGAUAGACCAUCAGAUUAUGACGAAAUGAAAACACUGAUGAGAGCUGCUACAGACGCAAUAUACAAGACAUCUGGAAAAAAUUACAUCUACGGUCCUGCGUAUUCAACGAUCUCCCCUGGACCUGUAAAGAAAAAGUUACGUGGACUGGCUUUGUUAGUCAAAUACUAUUUGUACAAUGUGUGUUUACAAAACUUCUGA
Pocillopora damicornis (cauliflower coral) is the source of this 595-nucleotide messenger RNA. Its product is annotated as mast cell carboxypeptidase A-like. Lineage: Eukaryota; Metazoa; Cnidaria; Anthozoa; Scleractinia; Pocilloporidae. The record is from RefSeq and is a predicted model, not a curated record.